Molecule: messenger RNA, 1314 nt
Organism: Elephantulus edwardii (Cape elephant shrew)
Lineage: Eukaryota; Metazoa; Chordata; Mammalia; Macroscelidea; Macroscelididae
Gene: TBX6
Product: T-box 6
Exons: 8
Coding region: 1-1314 (437 amino acids)
Biological process (GO): positive regulation of DNA-templated transcription; heart looping; vasculogenesis
Cellular component (GO): nucleus
Molecular function (GO): RNA polymerase II cis-regulatory region sequence-specific DNA binding; DNA-binding transcription factor activity, RNA polymerase II-specific
Source: RefSeq, a predicted model, not a curated record
AUGUACCAUCCACGGGAGUUGUACCCCUCCCUGGGGACCAGCUACCGCCUGGGGCCCCCCCAGCCUGGGGCCGACUCUACCUUCCCGCCUGCCUUAGCAGAAGGCUAUCGCUACUCUGAUCUGGAUGCCCCCAAACUGGACUGCUUCCUCCCUGGAAUUGAGGCUGCUCCCCGCACGCUGGCCGCACCCCCACCUUUGCCCCCUCUCCCUCCUGUACUGGGCACUGAGCCAGCCCCUCCAGCCCCAGAGGCCCUUCACUCACUUCCUGGCGUCAGCCUGAGCCUGGAGAACCGGGAACUGUGGAAGGAGUUCAACUCCGUGGGAACAGAGAUGAUCAUCACCAAAGCUGGGAGGCGCAUGUUCCCUGCUUGCCGAGUGUCAGUCACUGGCCUGGACCCUGAGGCCCGUUACCUGUUUCUUCUGGAUGUGGUUCCAGUGGACGGGGCCCGUUAUCGCUGGCAGGGCCGGCGCUGGGAGCCCAGUGGCAAGGCAGAACCCCGCUUGCCUGACCGCGUCUACAUUCACCCUGACUCUCCUGCCACCGGUGCCCACUGGAUGCGGCAGCCUGUGUCCUUUCACCGAGUCAAGCUCACCAAUAGCACACUGGACCCCCACGGCCACCUGAUCUUGCAUUCCAUGCACAAGUAUCAGCCCCGCAUACAUCUGGUGAGGGCUGCCCAGCUUUGCAGUCAACACUGGGGGGGUGUCGCCUCUUUCCGAUUCUUGGAGACCACAUUUAUCUCUGUGACAGCCUACCAGAACCCACGGAUCACACAGCUGAAGAUCGCAGCCAACCCCUUUGCCAAGGGCUUCCGGGAGAAUGGCAGAAACUGCAAGAGGGAGCGAGACGCCCGUGUAAAGAGGAAACUUCGGGGCCCAGAGACAGCAGCCACAAAAGCCUAUGGGAGUGGAGAUGCACCUGGUGGUCCCUGCGACUCCACACUGGGUGGGGACGUCCGUGAGUCAGAAACAGAACAGGUCCCGGCACACCGGGAAGCUACCCUGGCCCCAGUACCUCCAUGCGGUGGCUCCAGUGCCGAGGCCUACCUUCUCCACCCUGCAGCUUUCCAUGGGGCCCCUGGUCCUUUGCCAACCAGGACCAACUUCCCUGAGGUUCCGGAAUCUGGACCUGGACGCUCAGCCUCCUACUCAGCUGCGUUCCUAGAGCUGCAGGCCGGGCCUGGGGGCUCAGGGUACCCAGUGGCUCCAUCCACAGCACCUUUUGCCCCACAUUUCCUUCAAGGGGGCCCUUUCCCCCUAUCCUACCCCGGGCCUGGGGGUUACCUGGAUGUGGGCUCCAAACCCAUGUACUGA